UAUUUCAUUAUUUUCGUUUUUUUUUAUAAACUUGCAUUAAAAAUAUCGAUAAAUAUACAUCCUCUAUAUAAACCAUGCUUUUUAUUAACAGUCAGUUGAUUUUAGAUUGUUCAUGUGAUUAUUGUGAAUGUGAAUCGCGUAAAUAAAUCUUGUUUAUGGCCAGUUCGUUUGCUUACAGAUUGUUUGCGGUUAAUGGUACACUUUAUUAACCUCAUAAUUUAACUGCAUCUACAGCAUAAUGCAACAUAUUAAAGUUCACUGAUCAUCAUUAAUCAAUUAUGACAUUCAAAAUAUUAGACAUUGUGGCACUGUCUUGUUUCUCAAUAAAUUAUAUGUGAUAUUGCCAUCAUAUUGGCCAUGGAAAGUGUGAUAAGUUACAAUGAAAAGCCUACAGGCUCGCUCACUUUGGAUGAGGAAUAUGGCAUGGACAUGAACACGGGGGACUACUUCUUUACCUCCACCGAUAUCAACAAAUUCAUCUUCAAACAGUUCAAUUUUCAAGGAAAUGCGGAAGUGUUUGGCUGCUGCGUUAUGAUAUUUGCAAUAACUCUCGUUCUGGAGGCGGGAAAGGCGCUGCUGUUUUACCUCCAACUGCGCCUGCGCCAAAAUCCUCUCACAUACGGGGACACGGCGGAGACGUCGAUUCAGGACAACAGGAUCAAAUACCACGUAAGCGGGUACCUGCUACACACAUUAAAUCUCCUGUUGGGGUAUCUCCUCAUGUUGGCGGUGAUGACAUUUGACGCCUAUAUCUUUAUCGCGGUAAUCUUGGGAUCCGGUAUUGGCUACUUCGUGUUCGGAGCGAUCAACGAGAGAAAUAAAGCGAAAUUCUUAAACCUCAACAAAAGGUUAUACUCCAGAUAUUCGGCGACGGUGGGUGUGGCUAACAAGGUCAGCGUGAGUACGGGAAUCAGCUAGCGCUGAACGAGACGUGGACAAGAGCGUACCGAUAACAUUAAUGUGAACGCAGAAUUUGAAUUUCUUUGUAGUGAUUAUGCCAUCGAAUGUUUCCGGCUUUCACGUCUUUGCAAUACCGUUAAGCGGAAAACACUCAUUAAAAUCUAAAAAAAAAGCAAAUGUGCAUCAUGUGGAUUUCGCUUGAUAUCAAUGUCGAGAACCGUAGAACAAUAACGUCACUUUCAUGACGUAAUAAGAACGCAUGGUGGACGUGCGCGGCCUUGGCAACAACUUUUGACACAGUUUGCCAAAUACGUGGUCAGUAAACAUUAUUUGAAAUUGAGGUUUACGUGUAAAUUACAUACCGGUAAGUUUAUGUGUUGUUUGUUACUGAAUGUACCCUAUGUUAAUAUGACACAACAUUGUCGCUGCCUUUGAUGCGUUUAUGCGAACAUUAGUUGCGUGUAACUAACGUUUGGUUAUUAUUUAUGUAAUGUAUAAGUUUUGUUUUAUUCAAUAGAAAUGCAAUUGAUGCGUUAUUUAUUCUUUGAUCAUGUGUAAGUCUUUUGUGCUUGUUGUAUUCAUGUUUUGUUCAGUCGAAAAACCAUAUCUGCAUUUGAGUGUUGUUCUCAUUUGUAUCGUGUGUGUAUUUAUUAUGCAUCUAUAUGAAAAAUUGCGAACCCUUGCUGAUAACUGCGGUCUGUUACUCUGUUCAUACACAUGAACGUGUGCUUGUUCAAACUCUUAAUUGCAUUACUUGACAGUACAUUGUUGUUCAUAUGUGUUGAAUUGCUAGCAAUGUGUUAUUGCAUAAUACAUUCAAAUGUACCAAAGAAUUGUUAAUUAAGCUAUAAACACAUAUUCAAUGCAUGAACAAUAUCAUAUGUUCACAUGGUAUUUCAUGCUUUAAUCAAUGAGAAAUAAUUAACAUACAAUUCCUACAUACAUUUGUAUUUUUCAAACACAAAAGUGAAUAAGUCACACAUUGUUAUUCUCAUAAAACACAUGCCAUAUCACGUGCCUAGUUGACAAAGUCCUGAUUUAGAAAGGAGAAUUUUGAAAUUUAGUAUUUUAUUACAGAUAGCCUCCGGUUUCAAAAAUAUGGGUCUUGUUCUAUGAAAAUGGGGGUUAAAGCAUGUGCGGAAAGUGUCGUCCCAGAUUAGCCUGUGCAGUCCGCAUAGGCUAAUCAGGGACGACACUUUCCGCCUAAACUUGAUUUUUGGUAAGGAGGGACUUCCUUGAAACUAAAAAUACCAUAAAAGCGGAAAAUGUCGUCCCUGAUUAGCCUGUGCGGACUGCACAGGCUAAUCUGGGACGACACUUUACGCACAUGCAUUAAGCCCAGUUUUCUUAGAACGCGACUCAUAUUGCUAAUUGAAAUAAUUGCUCAAUUAAAAAUUGCUUUAAAAAAUGAAACUCUUAAAAAGUAUUUUUUUAGUGACAUAUUUUGCUUACUAUUUAUCUUUAGGUUUCUUUUUACGUUAUAUAGGAUUAUGUCUCUGUCGUAAAUCUUCAUAAUGAUACUGCAUCCUACGUACUUACCAAGAGUUGUUAGUGUGUAAAUGUUUAUAGAAAUUUGUUUCAAAAUCCAAACAUAAUGGAUUUUCUAAUAAACAAACACGUGUUUUUAUGUCGAAUACUCGUUAUUGGGGCUAAUAAGAACGCAUGUAACUUAUUUUGUAUGUGAGUGUACCUGUAGUACAUUCGCAGUUACCUUACGGGUUUGAGGUACACCUCACCGGAACAGUUUAUCAAAUAUCGACUGGUACAAAUUAAAGCAAUCCGGAAUACGUAUACCGACUUUUCAGACACCAGUUGGCAGUUGUCGUUAAUAAUUGUUGUUCCGUCAUAUUUAAAUGCGUUUUUGUUGUCGUGUUGAAUCGAUUCAAAUUGUAUUUCUGAAAUAAGAAACUUUUUAAAACCGUAGUUAAAUUGCCGUUACACAAAAUU
Dreissena polymorpha is the source of this 2847-nucleotide messenger RNA. RefSeq lists its product as uncharacterized. Gene Ontology annotation, cellular component: membrane. The transcript is spliced from 5 exons. Gene Ontology annotation, molecular function: copper ion transmembrane transporter activity. Lineage: Eukaryota; Metazoa; Mollusca; Bivalvia; Myida; Dreissenidae. Gene Ontology annotation, biological process: copper ion transmembrane transport. Bases 358 to 918 code for a protein of 186 amino acids. The record is from RefSeq and is a predicted model, not a curated record.